This is a messenger RNA of Plenodomus lingam JN3, 801 nucleotides long. Its product is annotated as mitochondrial 37S ribosomal protein bS21m. Gene Ontology annotation, molecular function: structural constituent of ribosome. Gene Ontology annotation, biological process: translation; mitochondrial translational initiation. The record is from RefSeq and is a predicted model, not a curated record. Gene Ontology annotation, cellular component: ribosome; mitochondrial small ribosomal subunit. NCBI's taxonomy places the organism in Eukaryota, Fungi, Ascomycota, Dothideomycetes, Pleosporales, Leptosphaeriaceae.
AUGGCCUCACGCUCACUGGGCGAGCUCUUGCUCCGCCCAUCUACCUUCACCCGCACACAACAGCCCAGGCCGUCAUGGCCAGCCACAGCCCACCGCAGCCUCUCCACAACACCCAAGCACUCCGCCCAACCCAAACGGAAAGAAGACGACGAGCCCGACUUUGCCCAGACGCAAUCGCCAUCGCAACCGCAGUCCACAGACUCGGCACAGCAAGCCCGGCAGGCCUCGCAGGCGGAAACCACGAGGACAAUCGACUCGCUCUUCGCCGGCAUAUCUUCGAACAGCAGCAGCGCACCGACCCCACCCUCAUUCGCAUCACGUAGUGCCCCCUCGUCAGGCGACGACAUCCGCGCCGCACGCUCCAACCACAUCUUCGGCUCUGAAUUCAGUCCAGCGGGGCGGGGCAGCCGGUUUCGCCGCACGCCGACGUUGAAUUUCGACUCGAUGGCGCUGCCGGACGGCAUGCUCAACCCUUCGCUCUCCAACAAGCCGUCGGAGGCGGCGGCGCUGGCCACGCAGCAGGAGGAAGUGUUUGCCAAUUAUCCGCGCUUGGACCCGACGUAUGGGCGCAGCGUUGACUUGGAUAAUAGCAGGGGGAGGGAUCUGGUGAGGGGGAUUGGCAUGCUGGCGAGUUUGGUGGCGAGGAACAAGAUUAAGAAUGAUUUUGCAAAGCAGAAGUUUCAUGAGCGGGGUGGGUUGAAGAGGAAGAGGCUGAAUAGUGAGAGGUGGAGGGCAAGGUUCAAAGUUGGCUUUACUCGGAUUACGAGUCGGGUUAGUGAGUUGACGAGGAAAGGGUGGUAG